AAACAAUUGUCUUCCUGCAGCACAAUGAUACUCUACCUCCUGCUUCUUGCAUUUCCUCUGCUGCAAGCUGGACCAUUCUGGGAUGACACUCUGGACUCUGAGUGGGAACAGUGGAAGAGGACCUACCAGAAACAAUAUAAUGGACAGUUCGAUGAGCUAACAAGACGUCUGAUUUGGGAGAAAAACUAUAAAUUAAUCGCUGCCCAUAAUGAGGAACAUCUGCAAGGCCUGCACACCUAUGAUCUGGCCAUGAAUCGUCUAGGAGACAUGACCAGUGAUGAAGUUGUGAAGACAAUGACAGGGCUGAAGGUGCCUGCAAAAAACAGGCCAAGAAACGUCACAGCUGAUGAUGACGAGGAACUAGUACCCCUGCCGGCCUCCGUUGACUAUAGGAAGAAAGGUUACGUCACGCCAGUCCGAAACCAGGGUUCAUGUGGGUCAUGCUGGGCUUUUAGCUCAGUAGGGGCUCUGGAAGGCCAGCUAAAGAAGACAACGGGAAAAUUGGUGGUUCUCAGUCCUCAGAACCUGGUUGACUGUGUAAAGAAGAAUGAUGGAUGUGGAGGAGGUUACAUGACCAAUGCAUUUGAGUACGUGAGGGACAAUAAAGGCAUUGACUCAGAAACAGCCUAUCCAUAUGUUGGAGAGGACCAGACCUGUAACUACACCACAGCAGGCAAAGCUGCUAAAUGUAAAUCCUACAAAGAAGUCCUGGAGGGCAGUGAGAAGGCGCUGAAGAAGGCAGUAGGCACGGUUGGGCCUAUCUCAGUGGGCAUAGAUGCCAGUUUGUCCACCUUUCAGUUUUACAAUAAAGGCAUAUAUUAUGACCCAGAAUGUAAUGCGGAAGCUAUUAACCAUGCUGUGCUUGCUGUCGGCUAUGGAGUCCAGAAGAAAUCCAAGUACUGGAUUGUCAAGAACAGCUGGGGCGAGGAUUGGGGUGAUAAAGGCUACAUCCUAAUGGCCAAAGACAAGAAGAAUGCUUGUGGCAUCGCCAACCUCGCCAGCUACCCCCUGAUGUGA
Molecule: messenger RNA, 1017 nt
Organism: Staurois parvus
Lineage: Eukaryota; Metazoa; Chordata; Amphibia; Anura; Ranidae
Source: the annotation of a GenBank genome assembly